Messenger RNA from Suricata suricatta (meerkat), 1171 nucleotides. RefSeq names its product poly(A) binding protein cytoplasmic 1 like 2B (gene PABPC1L2B). Gene Ontology annotation, cellular component: cytoplasmic stress granule; ribonucleoprotein complex; nucleus. The transcript has a single exon. Lineage: Eukaryota; Metazoa; Chordata; Mammalia; Carnivora; Herpestidae. The record is from RefSeq and is a predicted model, not a curated record. Gene Ontology annotation, molecular function: mRNA 3'-UTR binding; poly(A) binding; poly(U) RNA binding. The coding region runs from base 417 to 1019 and encodes 200 amino acids.
CGGAGGCUGCGGCGGCGACCGUGGCAGAGGCUGUGGCGGAGGCCUCCGUAGCGGAGGCGGAAGCAGAGGUGGAGGCUGAGGUGGAGGCCGAGGCCUCAGUGGAGGAGGCAGUGGUGGAGGCCACCCGGGGGGAGGCAGCGGCCGCCUUGGCGGAGGGGGAGGAGGCGGGGGCUGCCCUGGCUGCAGUGGUUGUGGAGGCUAGCGUGGCUGAAGCCGCCUCCGUCACCGCAGCAGCCGCCGCCGCCGCCGCCGCCGCCGCCGAGGCUGCGGUGCCCUCCUUGGGGGAGGCGGAUGCGGAUGUGGAUGCAGAUGCGGGUGCGGAGGUGGCGGUGGCGGCGGCAGCUGCCGCCGCAGCCACGGAUGGAGAUGCGGAUGCGGAGACCAGCAGGGGCUCCGAGGGGAACCCAGACUUUCCUAUGGCCUCUCUGUACGUGGGCGACCUGCACCCUGAAGUGACAGAGGCAAUGCUCUACGAGAAGUUCAGCCCAGCGGGGCCCAUCCUUUCCAUCCGCAUUUGCAGGGACAAGAUCACCCGCCGCUCUUUGGGCUACGCGUAUGUCAACUACCAGCAACCGGUGGACGCCAAGCGGGCCCUGGAAACCCUGAACUUUGAUGUCAUCAAGGGCAGGCCGGUGCGUAUCAUGUGGUCCCAGCGGGACCCCUCGCUCCGCAAGAGUGGGGUAGGCAACGUCUUCAUCAAGAACCUGGGCAAGACCAUCGACAACAAGGCGCUGUACAACAUCUUCUCGGCGUUUGGCAACAUCCUCUCCUGCAAAGUGGCCUGCGACGAAAAGGGGCCCAAGGGCUACGGGUUUGUGCACUUCCAGAAGCAGGAGUCCGCAGAACGGGCCAUUGAUGCAAUGAAUGGCAUGUUCCUGAACUACCGCAAAAUUUUCGUUGGGAGAUUCAAGUCGCAUAAAGAACGAGAGGCCGAAAGGGGAGCCUGGGCCAGGCAGUCCACCAGUGCUGACGUCAAGGAUUUCGAGGAAGACACCGAUGAGGAGGCCACCUUGCGAUGAAGACAUGCCAGGAGCUAGUCAGCCAGCAGAGCCAAAUCUUGGCUCUCACGCGGUUUACAACCCCCCUCUUUGCCCCCCUAACCCACCAGCAGUGUAUUGUAUUGUACUGGGAGUGCAGGUCUCUCCCGCUCCCUCUCCCUCCCUCCCACCCU